Molecule: messenger RNA, 1011 nt
Organism: Malania oleifera
Lineage: Eukaryota; Viridiplantae; Streptophyta; Magnoliopsida; Santalales; Ximeniaceae
Product: pectinesterase inhibitor 11-like
Exons: 1
Coding region: 134-739 (201 amino acids)
Biological process (GO): negative regulation of catalytic activity
Molecular function (GO): enzyme inhibitor activity
Source: RefSeq, a predicted model, not a curated record
UAGAAUUAGGCCGGCCAUAAAGCCAAACCAAGGCGCAUAUUAACAUAUUCAUAUACAACAUUCUAUAAAUAGGUUCAAAGGAGAUCUCGUUGCUCACCCUUCAAUUCAACCACUUCUGGUUCUGCCCACAGACAUGGCCAAAGCCACCAGCUCCCUCCCCCUCCUCCUCCUCCUCUCCAUCUUCUGCGUGGCCGCUGCCGCUGCCUCUGUCUCUGCCCAUACUCCCUCCAAAUCGAGCAAUUCAUUCAUUUUGGGCUCGUGCCGAGAAACCCGGUACCCGGCCCUUUGUCUCAAGUCCCUCUUGCCCUAUGCGUCCGCGAUCCAAACAAGCCCACAAAAACUUGCCCAAACUGCCUUGUCACUGAGCCUGAACCAGGCCAACUCCACCAAGGCUUUUGUUUCAAAGAUGAACAAAAUCAAGGGGCAGAAGAAGCUAGUGCAGGAGGCUCUCAAGGACUGUUUGGAUGAGAUGGAGGACAGCAUGGGCCGGCUCGGGCAAUCGAUCCAAGAGCUCAGGAGCUUGGGCCGGGCUAGCAGCCCAAACUUCCAGUGGCACUUGAGUAAUGUUCAGACUUGGGUCAGUGCCGCUCUCACCGACGACAACACUUGCAUCGAUGGGCUUGCAGGCCCGGCCUACACCGAAAAUGUGAAGAAAGAGGUUAAGUUUCGGGUGGCCAAUGCCGCAAGGGCGACUAGUAAUGCACUGGCAUUGAUUAACCGACUCGGUGGAGAUCAAUGAGCCACCCGUGGCACCGCCGCGAAAUUAUAAUUAUUGGAAUUUUCGUGUUUUUUGCGGACUGGCUUUUAAAUUUUCAUACAUUUACUGAGCGUAAAUGGAUCAAAACUACUGUUAAUGUAGCUGUUGUGGUAGCUCAGGAUCACCCAAAAAUCUCCUAGUAGAUAUAUAUAAAUGGUGCUACGAAAAAUAAUGUGCAAUUUUAGAGGCAUUGUACUUUUGUUGAUCUUGUUUGGGAUGGUUUGAGUGAAGAUCUUCUAGAAUUUCCAUUUCUA